UCACCUCGAGAUAUUGCGAGCAUGCGGCGGCUGUCCGAUCCAUCUCACCGUUCGGCGAUGCCCGGAAACUUCCGGAGGUGUCGGUUUUUUUGACAGGCGGCGCGAGCGCGAGCCGGCCGUUGGUCCCGCCGCCGAAGCUAAAGCUAGCCUCGCUGCUGUGGGGAGAAGCGGCGGCGAGGCUCCGACGGCGCGUUACCGCACCUGUGAAACGGGCCCGGCGGAGGGAAGACCGGCUCCUCACGUCGGUACCGAGCGACCCACUUGAGGCUGUGUUUGUUGGCCUCGACAGGGACACACACACUAACACACACGCGCGCGCGCGCGCAUCUUGUGCGUCAGACGUGAACCCGUUGGUGUUUUUUUCAGGCUAAUAUAACGCCAUAUAGAUUUAUCUUACUCGCCGUCAUAUAUAGUGACGUCAUACAUGUGAAUUAUACUCAGACGUUGGUGUGCGAGAGGGAGCUCUACCGCGUCAUGUGUUUCUUCAGGUUAUCUGUCGGUAUUUAACGCGUACAAAAAAACAACGUCGAGGAACUCAGCUUCUCUGCUUUGGUGGACCAAGAGCAAGCUGUUAAAAAAAAUAAUAUUGUUAAUUAUUUAACGUUAUACGUGUUAAACCGUGAUUCUGAUAUACAAAAAAAGGCAGACGUAUUCAGCUCUGUGUGAUAACCACGUUUAGAUGAAGGAUGCUCAUUUGUCAUCCAGAUGUGGUAAAUCAGCAGCAGUUUGAUUUGUGCAUUUGUUGUUCCUCACGUGUUCACUCUGUAACUUCAGGGUUGCAUUGUUGUCACUGACAUAACAGGUUGUCCUUCUGCACCACCUUGUAUCCAACAAUAACUGUAUACUACCACAGUGAUUGCAAUAACCACUGUGCAGUAGUAGUAGUAGAGGUAGUAUUAGUAGUAUUAGCCUGCAGAAAGAGCAGUAUGAGUAAGGAACUGUCUCUAAAUCAGUCAGCUCAAUAUGUUGGGCCCUACCGACUGGAGAAAACUCUGGGGAAGGGACAGACAGGACUGGUCAAACUGGGGAUCCAUUGCAUUAUGGGUCAGAAGGUAGCGAUCAAAAUAGUCAACAGAGAGAAGCUGUCGGAGUCGGUGCUGAUGAAGGUUGAGAGGGAGAUUGCCAUUCUGAAACUGAUUGAGCAUCCGCAUGUGUUGAAGCUGCAUGACGUUUACGAGAAUAACAAAUACCUGUACCUGGUGCUGGAGCAUGUGUCAGGAGGAGAGUUGUUUGACUACCUGGUGAAGAAAGGCCGACUGACUCCGAAAGAAGCCAGAAAGUUCUUCAGGCAGAUCAUCUCUGCUUUGGAUUUCUGCCACAGUCAUUCCAUCUGUCACAGAGACCUGAAGCCUGAGAACUUGCUCCUGGAUGAAAUGAACAACAUCCGUAUUGCUGACUUUGGCAUGGCCUCCCUCCAGGUGGGAGACAGUUUGUUGGAGACCAGCUGUGGAUCCCCGCAUUAUGCUUGCCCUGAAGUUAUACGGGGGGAGAAAUAUGAUGGGCGGAGAGCAGAUGUGUGGAGCUGUGGGGUCAUCCUUUUUGCUCUAUUGGUGGGUGCCCUGCCCUUUGACCAUGACAAUUUACGCCAGCUCCUGGAGAAGGUGAAGAGCGGGGUGUUCCACAUGCCCCACUUCAUCCCCCCCGACUGCCAGUCCCUGCUGAAGGGCAUGAUUGAGGUCGACCCUGAAAAGAGGCUCACGCUCGAGGCCAUCCAGAAACAUUCCUGGUAUCUGGGUGGCCGCAAUGAGCCGUGUCCAGAGCAGCCUCCUCCCAGGCGAGUGUGUGUGAAGCAGAUCUUGUCCCUGACUGAGCUGGACCCAGAUGUGUUGGACAGCAUGCACUCGCUGGGUUGUUUCAGAGACCGAGGAAAACUCACACGUGAUUUGCAAUGUGAUGAAGAAAACCAGGAGAAGAUGAUCUAUUACCUGCUGCUAGACAGGAAAGAGCGCUACCCCAGCUAUGAGGACGAGGACUUGCCACCGCGCAAUGACGUAGCAGACCCUCCUCGAAAGCGCGUGGACUCUCCGAUGCUGACUCGCCACGGCCGCUGUCGCCCCGAGAGGAAAAGCCUGGAGGUGCUGAGUGUUACUGAACAGGGGUCUCCUACCCCGCCUCGCAGGGCCCUGGACACGGCUGCACACAGCCAGAGGUCUCGCUCCGUCAGUGGAGCGUCAACUGGCCUCUCCUCCAGCCCUCUCAGCAGUCCCAGGUCCCAUCAGAGCCCCGUCUUCACUUUCAGCCAAUCAGACGUCACCUCUGCCACCGCUACCCUCCUCACAAAGGAGCCCAAACAGGGAAAUGCCACCGCUCCUCGCUCAGCACGGCCUCAUGACAAGCCCAAAGCUCCCCCCAACCCAAAGACCCAGACCCUGUCCACCAAGGGACCGGCAGAGCGGCCCCAUCUGCAGCCCAUCAAGUCCCUGCACCACCCAUCCUCCCGCUCGCCCUCCCCUUCUCCGCUCGCGUCACCCAUCCCUCGUUUCUUCUUCCCCUCGUCCUCUCUCCUAAAGUCAGUGACUAAGAGCUUCUAUCCAAACUCUGCCCACUGUGUGCCGCAGGUUACUCCCCAGGGCUCUCCGUUGCCCACACCCUUGGGCACCCCUGUCCACCACCCUCACCACCCCUCCUCCACCCCGCCCUCCUCUUCCUCGUCCUCGUCCUCCUCGCGGGCGGAGGGAGGGGGAGGGGUGGGCUCACUGUCCCUGACCCCGCCCUCCAGCCCAGGAGGGGGAAGCGGCAUGGCAGCCAGCAGCUCUGCCCACUGGAGGACUCGCCUCAAUUCUUUCAAGAACAACCUGCUGGGCUCGCCCCGCUUCCACCGCCGUAAACUGCAAGUUCCUACAUCAGAAGACAUGUCCAGUCUCACACCAGAAUCCAGCCCUGAGCUGGCCAAGAAGUCGUGGUUUGGGAACUUCAUCGGCCUGGAGAAAGAGGAACAGAUCUUCGUGGUGAUCAGAGACAAACCUCUGAGUUCUGUCAAAGCCGACAUUGUCCACGCCUUCCUGUCUAUCCCGUCCCUCAGUCACAGCGUUCUCUCUCAGACCAGCUUUCGGGCCGAGUACAAGUCUUCCGGCGGCCCUUCCGUCUUCCAGAAGCCCGUCAAGUUCCAAGUGGACAUCGCUUUCUCCGAAGGCGAGAGGGAGCGAGACAGGGAGAGGACCGAGAGAGAGGGCAGGAGGGAGACGGGAAUCUACAGCGUGACCUUCACCCUCAUUUCAGGUCCGAGUCGCCGGUUCAGACGAGUGGUGGAAACAAUCCAAGCCCAGCUGCUCAGCUCCCAUGAUCAACCCAUGGCGCAAGCCCUAACUGAUGAGAAGAACGGCCGGCCCCACGGGACCCCCACCCGCCAAAACUCGAGGCGUUCCGAGGGUGGGGGCGACAGGUGCGAGUGGGGCGACCGAGCGGACGGCGGGAGCAUCGGCGGCAGCGGCGGAGUUCUGCAGCGCAGAGGCUCGGCGAAGGAGAGGACCCGACUGCUGUCCUCCAACGGAACCCAAUCCCAACCCUAGGACAGGAGGCGAGGCCACGCAGCAGGAUGCCUGAACCACAGCGGGAAGAGGGCAGCGGGACGUCAUCUCCACGUAUCUCUGCGAGCCAUGAGCCGCUCCUCUUCUCCCUUGACUAAGUUAUUGCAGGUGCUUGGCCAGCGAGGAUUGAGCCUUUUCCCUCAUAAUGCUUAUUUACCCCCCAACUCCAGAUUCUUUUUGAUCUUCUGGGUCACCAGGAUUCCUUGCCCUUAAAUGAGAACAAAGUGGUAAGGAAUCACCCUUUAAUGGGAACAAAUAAUAAUAUGAAUGAGCAGUUUGCUUCCAUACAGCUUCACAGAUCAAACUAGGGAUGUUGAAGUGCUAAUGUGCAUGCCAGUUAGCAAAUCAGCCUGCUAAAGGAUGCUGAAAUGAUCAGAUAGGCUCGUCUACCAUGUCAUUGUAACACAGUAUCUGACAACAAAAAGAACGGUCUUGUAAUGGUUCUCGAGAUUACUCUUAAAAUUAACCAGUGCACUCAUAUCAUUAUUAUCAAGCAACAUGCCAGUUCAUCCUGAAAUAAAUAUAGACGUGUCUCAGCAGAUGAACCCGAAGAGUUAGAAACCUGCUCCCACUUCAGUGAGUGUGGUGAGCUGAACAAGAGGUCCUGAUUUUCUCAGGAGAAACUACAUCCUAGAAUUCCAGCAGUGUCUUCUCCUGAGGUAAAGAAAACCAACAAACUAAGCUAAGGAAGUGAAUGUGGAAAAAAAAGUAUUUUUUUAUUUAGUCUGUAUUUAUUGUUUACAUAUUUCUUUGGAGGAUGUCAGUAGCGUAGUGAUAACAGAAAAGACAGUAAUUGCAAAUACUCGACAGUGUCAGGAGAGGGAAAGAUGACCAGUUGCUUUUUUAGAAAGCAUCUGUGUCGAAUUAAAUGUUUUUAUUCUUUUGUAUUUUCUUUUUACUCAGAGACAAUAUUAAACAAUGCAUCUACGUUUUUUUGUUGUUGCAUUGGACCCCUGUUGCUCUGAAGGAAAGUAUUUUUGAUUUCAACAGAAAUAUAAACAUAAUUAUAUGAAAAAAACACGACGUGUGAAUAGUUCCAUGAACCUCAUCCCAGCUGUUUGUGCCCAGACUGAAUGAGAAGAGCAUUCCUGGUCCGCGGAUCAAACAGAAGCCACCUUUCUUGUCGAGCUUGCCUCCUAUUGCCAUAGUAUUCAUGUACCGACUCAUAAAACGACAACGGAAAAAACUAAAACAAAGGAAACUCAUCAGUGGACGUUUUUUCUCUCUCGAAAUGCCAGACUAUAAAAAGGCUUGCGAUGUCAACUCCUUGUUGAACAGGACUUCAAAAUGGGAAGCGAGCAAAGAGUCAUCGAACCCCCACGCUCCUAACGUCAGUGUUCACCAACGAGCCAAGUAGUCCAUCACCGCACUCACGCUCAUCACCGUAGCAACUCGGACAGUCACGUAUUACUCCAGCACGCUGUCAGACUAGUCCAUGAUUCUCACCAGUCUUCCUUCCAUACAGCACAAUAUGCAACACAAGUGCAGAAUGUUUCCAGAGAGACACACAGUGCUACAGUUAUGUUUAUUUUAAUUGUAUUUCUGUUAUUGUAUUUGUCACUUACCUAUCCGUUUAUUUAUUUUAAUGUAUUUAUUUAUUUAUGUGUGUUUAUUUGUUCAUGAGUUUGCUAGUGCCGUGCAUUAAUUUACAAACUAGAAACAAACAAAAUAUAUCCAGAGCUGUUAUAUUUAAUUUCUCAUUUUCACUCUUUUUUGAGUGUUUUUUUCCAAGAAGAAGGACGUUGAUGGCAGGACUGACAAGUUGCUCUAAUCGGACUUCUCCGAUGACCUUUGUUUGCAUCUCACGUGUCUUUUAUCGCACUUAUCUCUUGACAACUGGAACGCGUGUGAGACGGGUGGAUGAUGGCCGAGCGAGAGCGAGCUAAAAACUUUGCAGCAGAUGCAUUUUGAGCUUAUCGCGUGUAGAGAUUUUGACUGACACCGGGAAAUUUAACAUCAACUAACAUGUAGCCAGACCCUGACCGGCACAUCAUUUCUCUCACACACAUUAAAUGCUUGCUAAAUCGCUUCAUCUCUUGGUUUCACACCUUGACCCCUUUGACCUGUGGUGUAGCCAUCAUCACAAAAAGAAACUGGACAAAGUUGUUUGCCACACUGUCCGUAUAAACUCUUUGAUUGCUCACCAUCUCCAUCUGCAUCACCUCCACUUUCAUUGACCCAACUCUGGCUAAGAUUGUAAACUAUUCUCUAUUCAUAAGGGUCAGUAGAAUAAGGUGUUUAAAAACGAAAUGUCUAUCAUAAUUUAAAUAUAAAAAGUGCACUAUUAUAACUUGCCUGUGAUUUAAAAAAAUGAUGAUUGAAUUGAUGGUCAAAAUAAAGAGAGAUCCACCUUAUUGUUAUGGUUACAAUAAUAAACCCUAAAUUCAUGUGUGUCUA
Molecule: messenger RNA, 5924 nt
Organism: Pseudoliparis swirei
Lineage: Eukaryota; Metazoa; Chordata; Actinopteri; Perciformes; Liparidae
Product: serine/threonine-protein kinase BRSK1-like
Exons: 19
Coding region: 927-3509 (860 amino acids)
Biological process (GO): protein phosphorylation; microtubule cytoskeleton organization; intracellular signal transduction
Cellular component (GO): cytoplasm
Molecular function (GO): tau-protein kinase activity; protein serine/threonine kinase activity; ATP binding
Source: RefSeq, a predicted model, not a curated record